AUGGCUGCCUCCGUUUGCCUAAUUGAUUCGCAGUAUUCCGACCAAAUCUCUACCCUUCUCAAGUCUCCAUCUCCUAAUCAAGUCAAGGAGUACUUCCAAGAGCUUAUAGCUGAAAGGCAAUGCAAUGGGCUUAGAGUAAACCCAGAAGGCGAACAUGGAAAGGGAGUUUAUGCUGAUUUUGAUUUUAAAGAAGGGGACCUAAUUUUGAAGGAUCAAAUGCUUGUUGGUGCCCAACAUUCUUCCAAUAAGAUUGAUUGUUUGGUCUGUAGCUUUUGCUUCCAAUUUAUUGGCUCGAUAGAGCUUCAAAUCGGGAAGAAGCUUUAUUUGCAUGAGCUAGGCAUCUCUGCAGAUGAAUGUGGUCCUUCUGAUAGAACAGAAUGUUCUUCUGGUAGUUUUAGUGACAGGAGUCCUCUCCUUCGAGAUACUAUCGAAUCAUUGAUGAAUGAUUCUAUGCAAUUACCUUUCUCUGAGAAGUUCCCUCUGCCUUCAGUUGUUUCAUGUCCGGGUGGAUGCAGAGAAGCAUACUACUGCAGCGAAUCAUGUGCCAAGGCUGAUUGGGAUUCAUUCCAUUCUUUGCUUUGUACUGGGAAGGGAUCAAAAUCAUCAAAUAUAGAGGCACUUCUGAAAUUCAUUCAACAUGCUAAUGAAACUAAUGACAUUUUCAUCCUUGCUGCUAAGGUUAUUUCAUUUACCAUUCUGAGAUACAGGAAACUGAAAGUGGCUCAGUUUGAAAAUCCCGAGAAACAAGAUGCCAUAAAUCUAUAUACCAAUUAUGGUUUUCCAAUGCUGUUAGAAGCAUGGAAGCCUGUAUCUAUGGGAUACAAGAGAAGGUGGUGGGACUGCAUUGCUCUGCCAGAAGAUGUUGAUUCUUGUGAUGAAGCUAUGUUCAGAAUGCAAAUAAGGGACUUGGCAUUCACGUCACUGGAGAUCCUGAAAGAAGCCAUGUAUGACAAGGAAUAUGAGCCAUUAUUUUCACUUGAAAUCUAUGGUCAUAUCAUUGGCAUGUUUGAGCUUAAUAACCUUGAUUUGGUUGUAGCAUCUCCGGUGGAGGAUUACUUCUUGUAUAUUGAUGAUCUUCCACUCUCAGAAAAGAAAGAGGCUGAGAAAAUUACAAAACCUGUCCUUGAUGCUCUUGGCGAUGACUAUUCAAUUUGUUGUCAAGGUACUGCCUUUUUCCCUCUGCAGAGUUGUAUGAAUCAUUCUUGUAUUCCUAAUGCUAAAGCAUUUAAACGAGAAGAGGACCGGGAUGGCCAAGCAACUAUAAUUGCUCUUAAACCAAUUUCCAAAGGAGAAGAGAUAACAAUAUCGUACAUAGACGAGGACCUUCCCUAUGAAGAGAGACAGGCUUCACUUGAAGAUUAUGGUUUCAGAUGUAAAUGCCCCCGAUGUUCUGAAGAGGGAUCAUAG
This is a messenger RNA of Fraxinus pennsylvanica, 1407 nucleotides long. The record is from the annotation of a GenBank genome assembly. Lineage: Eukaryota; Viridiplantae; Streptophyta; Magnoliopsida; Lamiales; Oleaceae.